AUGGACAACUUUGGUUACCGCGAGAUGGGGUGGCCGGCACCGUUACAAACUCCCACACCCUCUACAAACAGAUCGCGAAUAACCAGGACUUUUAGUACAAGGUCUCGUGAACCAGAAGAAUACCCUCUCAAAAGUCACUUCAAACAUGUCCGCAGCAUCGAUUUACUCGAAUCCGCAUCAGAGCCCGGGAAAGCUAAAGAAUAUUUAUUCGUUGGACCUUCACCCCCGGCUGAAGAUGGCUUCAAUGUGUACCACAGUUUCGAUAUCUUGGCACCGGAUCCCGAAGCAAGGCUCACCGAAGAUAUGAUAAGGAAAUCUCUUUGUGAAAAGGCGUUAACUUUAGGAGCUGGGAGAUUUUUUGAUGACCUCGAAUGUGGUUUGAUAACAGCUGACAAUAUAGAAGAACAUAUUUGUUCCGCCCCAGAAGUUGUUGUCAAUUUGACUUUGUUAUGGGCAGCCUUCCUGACGCGGGAUGAAUUGCUUCCGGCUAUUAUAGAAUCAGGUGCAGAUAUACAUUAUAGUGAGCCAAUAGGACUGACGGCGCUUCAUGUAGCUGCCUUUAGUGGUGCAAGCAGAUCUGUUGCUUAUUUAUUAUCGAUAGGAGCAGACAUAGAUUAUGCACCAAAAUAUUUUGCUCCUCUUCAUUGUGCUGCCUUUGGGAACUCUCUUGAAGUUGCUGAAGUUUUAAUAGCUCAUGGUGCAUCUCUACAUGCUGUAGUGCAACGUGCUGGAUGUGAAGAUAACCUCGUUCAUUGUGCAGUGCGUAAUGAUGCUCUAGAAUGUAUGGAAUUAUUUAUAGAAAAAGGUGUUGAUCCUGGCUACAGUACUUCGGGAGGACUCAAUGCUUUACACUUAGCGGCGGAACUUGGUGCUCUAAGGUGCCUCACAUAUCUACUAAAGGAGACUAAACUGAGUGCUAAAGGAUUGACAAAACAAAGAGAUAAGGAGUGUACUGCGUUACAUUUGGCAGCGUCAAGAGGUUUUGCGGAAUGUGUCGAACUUUUACUAGCGGAAGGUGCCCAAGCCAACGUCAGGAAUUAUAGAGGUUUUACAGCACUCCAUCUCGCGGCCAGGUGUUCGAGUUUAGAAUGUGUUGAAAUAAUUUUGCGUGAUGGAAACGCUGAUCCUAAUGCUGAAGAUCAUGAUAAGAGAACGCCUUUGCACGCCGCUAUAUGUAAUACUGAGCGCGCUUGUGAUAUCAUCGAUACUCUUGUGAGCUGGGGCGCUCAAGUUAAUAAAAAAGAUGAGUACGGCUAUUCUCCUUUACAUUUAGCUGCUAUGGAUGGACUGACACAAUGUGUUGAAACACUCAUCUUUUUAGGAGCAGAUGUUACAUCCAAAUCGAAAAAAGGUCAUACUGCCUUAAGUGUUAUAGUCAGAAAGACACCAAAAUCUAUGGCUAUUUUAAGAAAUAAUUUAGAUAAUGGAAUUACAUUAAGUCGAUCGACGGAAGGUAACGAAGAGGUACAAAUCGAAUUCGACUUUGGUAAGUUAUUGAAAUAUUCUUACCCUCGUGAAAUAACAUACUUAAACAGUUUGAUCGAUGAAGGUCAGAAAGAUAUUUUGCAGCAUCCUUUAUGUUCAGCAUUUUUAUUUAUGAAAUGGCGCAAGAUACGAAAAUUCUAUUUAGCUAGAUUAAUCUUUUGCUUCUUGUUUGUUUCGUUCUUAUCAAUCUACGUGUUGACAGCCGUAGUGAAAACGUGCAACGGGAAAAAUUCUAUGAAAUACGGUGUCUUAAAUGAACUCUGUCAACGUCAGUCAUUACUAGGUGAUAUAUUAGAAGACAAUCCAAUUGAAUUUGAGAGGUGGGUGUUAAUAGCGAUUACAGCAUUCGAAAUAGUCCGGAAGCUAACCGGUAUAACUGGUUAUUCAAGUUUGUAUCAAUAUUUUACGAGUUUCGAAAACUUGAUGGAAUGGUUCGUACUACUAUCAGUAUUUUCUUUGUAUAAUAUUCAGAAAGAAUAUGGUUGGCAGAAUCAUGUCGGUGGAUACGCAGUCCUGGGGGCUUGGACAAACUUAAUGUUGAUGAUGGGUCAACUACCUAUGUUUGGUGAUUAUGUAGCUAUGUAUCAGAAAGUUUUAACGGAAUUUCUGAAACUUUUACUGGCUUACAUGUGCCUCUUACUCGGUUUUACGAUUUGUUUCUGUGUAGUAUUUCCAAACGAAGAAAUGUUUUCAAAUCCAUUAAUGGGUUUUAUUAGCACGUUGUCAAUGAUGGUCGGAGAACUGAAUUUAAAUAUUUUAAUCAACGAUCCAACACAAGAGGAUCCACCACUAAUAUCUGAACUUUCAUGUCAAAUUAUUUUCAUUUUAUUCCUUAUGUUUGUAACAAUAAUACUAAUGAAUCUACUAGUCGGUAUAGCCGUCCACGAUAUUCAAGGUCUACGGAAAACGGCAGGAUUAUCGAAAUUAGUUCGACAAACAAAACUGAUAUUAUUCGUUGAAAUGGGCAUGUUCAGUGCAUGGUUGCCAACAUGCUUACACAAAUACGUAUAUAGAACAGCGCUGGUGUCACCGGAAGCGGGAAAAGUUAUACUAAGCGUAAAACCCCUGAAUCCUAACGAAAAAAGACUACCCACAGAUAUAAUGAUGGCCGCUUACGAAAUGGCUCAAAUAAAUAAAUUGAAAUCUGGUAGAUCAGUAAAAGAAAUGUUGUACAAAAACAAAUAUGCAUCGAAAUUUAAGAACGAGAAUCAAACAAACGAACAGAACUUUAAUAUAGAAAUUCGAGGUAUGCAGGAGAAAAUUGACCAAACGACAUUUAAUUUAAAGAAAAUUGAUCAAGAGAUGAAACAUUUAAGCACGUUGUUUAUAGAGCAGAGUCAUCUGUUGCAGAAUCUAUUAAAAGUCUUAGAUAGAUCAUUUACUCAGUAUUCCAUCGAAUCUCCCGUUUUAUUUUCCAGUAAUGCGUCUGAUAUUACACCAAUAACUAAAUAAUUGUUUUUUUUUUUUAUAAAUAUGUUGUAAAUAGUUUUAGUAAUU
Messenger RNA from Melitaea cinxia (Glanville fritillary), 2982 nucleotides. Its product is annotated as transient receptor potential channel pyrexia-like. The record is from RefSeq and is a predicted model, not a curated record. The transcript has a single exon. Lineage: Eukaryota; Metazoa; Arthropoda; Insecta; Lepidoptera; Nymphalidae. Gene Ontology annotation, molecular function: monoatomic ion channel activity; protein binding. Gene Ontology annotation, cellular component: membrane. The coding region runs from base 1 to 2937 and encodes 978 amino acids. Gene Ontology annotation, biological process: monoatomic ion transport; transmembrane transport.